UUUACAGAAAUUUUACUUUUUUAAGUCUACUUGCCCAAUUAAACAAUUUCCAUGGAGAGCAAGUUGGGCCGUGCCACCGUCCUCUAGUCUACGAACAUAUCCAUCUCUCGGGGAGAUCCAUACAGAUAUGGUAAUGGAAAUUAAUAUUUUAGUUUCUUCUUAGUUGCUAUAAUUACUUUGGAAAGAAAGUAAAAUAAAGCUCCACCAAGAGAGGGAGAGAGAGAGGGGAAAGUCCUGGCCCCAAGGCCUCAAGGGUUCUCACUUUGGUGAUGGUGGUGAAGCAGAAGCAAGAACAACCAAGGGGCUUUACUGUAAUUUCGCUGUUGCUCAUCUCAUUGAUGCUCUUCUCUGCCUCGGGCAGUGGCAGCAGCAGGAGCGUUGGUGGCGCUGGGAAAUGGAUCGUGUUCGCUGAAGCUAGCACUGGAAUUGGUGGGAGCGGGAGGAGUGCGUCGUUCGUCGGAGGUGGAGCCGGCGGCUGGUUCUGGGGUGUUUCGGUGACUUCUUCUAAUGUUGGUAUAGCUAUCGCCGUGACGGCCAUGGCUGGUCUCGCCUUGGCCGCCACCGUCGUCUAUUCUCGUAGGUAAAGAAGAAAAAAAAAAUUCAAGACAAAAAAGUUCUUAAAAUCCUAUAAGAUUUCAAAUCCAAAGCUCCAAAAUUCAAAAUUGGUCUCUUCUUCAUUUUCACCACCAAAGAAUUUAUAGAUAAGAUAGAUAGAUGUUAACGGAACGGAAACCAUUAAUGAGAGCCCUAAGGCGAAGCCACACUUCAUCUUCUUCGCCGUCAAAUUCCUCGUCACCGUCGUCUUCGUCGUCGUCGUCGUGGAUUCAUUUGCGAUCAGUCUUACUAGUAGUUGCUUUCUUAUCUUCGUCGUCGUCCCCAUCAUCAUCUUCCUCACCAGUUUCCAUUGAUCGGGGUGGUCAUAAAUCACCUUGGUCAUUUAGAAGAAGAAAACUCGCACUUCUCCCAAAGCAAUGGAAGAGUUUAUUUACAGCUGAUGGAAAACUCUAUGAUGGUGGUGUCAAGUUUUUAAAGAAAGCCCGCAGUGGAGGUGUUGAUCCAAGUAUUAGAGCAGAAGUUUGGCCGUUUCUCCUUGGAGUCUAUGAUGUGAAUAGUUCCAAGGAAGAAAGAGAUCAUACUCGAGCUCAGAAGAGGAAAGAAUAUGAGAAUCUGCAGAAACGGUGCCAGCAAAAUCUUAAACAAAGAGAGAAGAGCUUGAAGUUGAAGGAAACUACUGUAACCAGCAACAAUGAGAACAGCGGAGAGUUUAAUCAAGUUAUUGAUUCUCCUGAAUUUGAAGAUGAUGUUAGUGCUAUAAAGUCAUCUUUCACUGAGGGAUGCAGCUUAGCUGCUGAGGGUUCAGAUAACUGUGAUCAAACUCUUCAGAGAUCUGACUUGAUAUUGGAAGAUUGUGACAGGAGUGUGCUCACCUGUGAAGAAGUCUUUGCUGGUAACACUGAUUCUACGGACUCUGACUCAUCUGAAGAACCUGAAAACAUGGAACUUUUCAUUGCAACUGAAACUAUCAAAGAAAAGGAUCUUAGCGUGCCUGCACUGGAGAAUUCCCAUCCUGAUGCAGAAAGUGAUUUCCAAAAAGACGAAAAUUUUGCCACAUGGCAGAGAAUCAUUCGGGUUGAUGCCGUGCGGGCAAAUGCUGAAUGGAUCAUGUACUCUCCAACUCAGGCUGCAAUAUCAGAGCUGAAGGCACGGCGAUUGGCUGAGAAUGUUGGUCUGAAGGAUUAUGAUCACUUGGAGCCUUGCAGGAUCUUUCAUGCUACUCGCCUGGUGGCUAUCCUUGAGGCCUAUGCACUAUAUGAUCCUGAGAUUGGUUACUGUCAGGGAAUGAGUGAUUUGCUUUCUCCAAUUAUUGCAGUGAUAGAGGAGGAUUUUGAAGCCUUUUGGUGCUUUGUGGGCUUCAUGAAGAAGGCCAGGCAUAAUUUCCGGCUUGAUGAAGUGGGAAUCCGGAGGCAACUUGGUAUUGUUGCCAAGAUAAUUAAGUGCAAGGAUAUCCAUCUUUACAAGCACCUAGAGAAUCUCCAAGCAGAGGACUGCUUUUUUGUGUACAGAAUGGUGGUGGUUCUUUUCAGGAGGGAGUUAAACCUUGAGCAGACACUGUGCCUAUGGGAGGUGAUGUGGGCUGACCAAGCAGCAAUAUGUGCAGGGAUUGCCAAGUCUGCCUGGGGAAGGAUGAGGUUGAGAGCCCCUCCUACUGAUGAUCUGCUGCUUUAUGCAAUAGCGGCCUGUGUAUUGCAGAGGAGGAAACUGAUCAUCGAGAAGUAUAGCAGUGUUGAUGAUAUCAUGAAAGACUGCAACAAUAUGGCUGGACAAUUGGAUGUAUGGAAGCUUCUUGACGAUGCACAUGACUUGGUUGUCACGCUGCAUGACAAGAUUUAGGAAAACUUCCUUUGCUUUGGCCUUGUUUUCAAUCUUCUCACUAAUUUCCCAUUUUCUUUUCAUUUGUUAUGAACUGCACCAUUUGGAUCUCCCUUCUAAAACAAUGGCCUCGGGCUCAGCUUUGAAGCUCUGCUCGAGACGAGCAUUGAUAGGCAAUUUGUUUAUAGGGCAAAUUAUGGAGUAAUGUAUGCUGUGCCCGCACCCAACCGUCCUUGGAGUGAUAGUGGCAUCAUUGCAAAAUUACUGUCUUAAUGAUCUUCUCACUUUCAUUUGUAUGUAUUUUCAUGUGCUUUGAUUGCCUUAAUGCACAGGGUAGGUUGAUGUUAA
Hevea brasiliensis (rubber tree) is the source of this 2718-nucleotide messenger RNA. Its product is annotated as rab GTPase-activating protein 22. Bases 715 to 2391 code for a protein of 558 amino acids. The record is from RefSeq and is a predicted model, not a curated record. Gene Ontology annotation, molecular function: GTPase activator activity. The transcript has 5 exons. NCBI's taxonomy places the organism in Eukaryota, Viridiplantae, Streptophyta, Magnoliopsida, Malpighiales, Euphorbiaceae. Gene Ontology annotation, biological process: activation of GTPase activity.